Messenger RNA from Periconia digitata, 1837 nucleotides. NCBI's taxonomy places the organism in Eukaryota, Fungi, Ascomycota, Dothideomycetes, Pleosporales, Periconiaceae. The record is from the annotation of a GenBank genome assembly.
CUGCCUCUGGGCCCGGCCUGGUCCCUUUCUCCCUUCCCAUCUCCCACAUCCCCCCCCCUUCACCAUCCCAUUGCCCAUCCCCAUCAUCGCCGUAGGGCCUCAUCUCGACAUCUGCAAGAGGUGCAUCAUCAUCUCCAUCUCCCGUGUACUAUUUCUCACCUUGGCCCGUCUUACUCGUUUUAAUCCCCUUCCUUCCAUCAUCUCGUUGCGCCUGGACGUCGACGUCCCGUGCUAUCACCACAGCUCAGAACAUUGGCACGCAACCAACCAGGCAGGCAGGCAGGCAGGCAGUCACCCACACCUUCACAACCAACAUUGGCAGCGUGGCGUGCCGCUUUCUCUUUUCUCCAUCCAUCUCGCAUCAACAGCAUCAACAACACCAGCAAACACCGUUUUCCUCUCUUUGCCUUGCACCUCGAGUGACCGUCCCGACACCCCGGUCAUCUAAUUCCCUGGUGUUGCACCUUGCAUAAACGCUUCAGGUUAAGGCUGCUGUGCUCGCAUCAUUCCGCGCGCAACAUCUUGACUACAUUAUUACCUACACCGCACUCCCUCCACCGUCCCCUUUUGCUUUCCCUCCGGUCUUCCCAAAAUGCCUUCUGCCGUCUUUGCGACCCCGUCGCAACCCACGACGAUGCCCUACAACACCCGAAGAAAGUCGCUGUCCCUCCCGUCCUUGGGCAUUGCCCUCCCCCGGCCUGCUCGCUCACCGCCUGCCAUUACCGAGAGUCAGCACAUUGCCAAACGACAAAAGCGUUCGCACUCGAGUUCCACCUCAAAUCCUUCUACACCGGCCUCUCCUCCGCGACCAUCUGCGCCGCGUUUCGACGAGCGCCCAAAGAGCCAAGGUCGAGCUGCCGCCGACACACCGCCACCAUCGCCGGGCGGCGAGUCCGGGCAAACAAAAAUCGACACCCAAGGCAUCGAUGAUAUUAUUGUCGUCGGCGUGAUUGAGCAGCUGGAGAAGACGGGAAACCGCCCGCAUUUGCUCAAGGAGCUUGCCACUAUUCUCUCGCCAACCAUUCCCAUUGUCGAAAGCUCCGCCAACCCUGCUGCAAUCAUUUCGUCACGCCUCGCAACCUACCUGAAACGCAAUUGGACCGCCCUUUCCCGCUGCCCACUCGACAAGAAACUCGUCGGCACCCACCCCAAGCGUGUAUACUACUUCCUCUCCACCUGCCCGCAUCAACCGAUACCCGACGAUGCCUCCUCCAAUGUUCCUUCAGUAGCUCGCAUCAUCUCACCCUCGCUGUCUUCGGCCGCUUCCGAAGAGGCGGAUGACAUGCGUUCACGAGAUGUGAGAUCGCCCUCACCAGAGCUUGAUCUCUCGGAUUAUGACGACGCUGCGAGCGAUCCGUUCACCAACCAGACGCACCCCCCCACUGCCCACAACAUUGCACACAAUCGGCGAGCCCAGUCCCCGCCGCUGGAGAAGGACGAGCGCGAGUUCACCCAGACAGCAACCAUCUUGCAACAACGCAGGAGGAGCCAAACGGCUGAGCGCGAACGAUCGGCUAGCAUGUCUAGUCAGGAGACGGCCAAAUCUGAUGUGUCGAUGAGCGACAUACCGGAAAUCGAGGAUGAAGAAAGUGCUGCUCGCAAGAACUCUGAGAUCGCCGUGGCUCUUUUUGGACAGAUGGAGCACACCAAUUUCGAGCCGCACUUUGGCACGAGCAGUCCCAUGUUGAAGCCAACCUUUGAUGUGGUACCGAUGGCAAGCGAUUUCAAACCAAGCCCAACCAAGAUGGAGACGGUCGAAUCCGACUUGCAUUGGGAGAGCCGCGCUUCCGAAAGCAUCGAGCUGGACGAGCUCGACGAUCUUUUUGAAACAUAUUAA